This is a messenger RNA of Juglans microcarpa x Juglans regia, 1669 nucleotides long. RefSeq names its product proline iminopeptidase. Bases 15 to 1556 code for a protein of 513 amino acids. Lineage: Eukaryota; Viridiplantae; Streptophyta; Magnoliopsida; Fagales; Juglandaceae. The record is from RefSeq and is a predicted model, not a curated record. Gene Ontology annotation, biological process: proteolysis. Gene Ontology annotation, molecular function: peptidase activity. The transcript has 10 exons.
CACGCGUCCACAAAAUGUUCGCAUCUCACGCGCCACCUUCCUUCAUAAACCCACUCCGCCUUUCUCUCACCCGUCCCUUAUCCUCUCGUGCUGUUACACUGAUCGCGGCAACUGAAUUUCACCGCCUCCGGUACCGUAGAAUUACAGUCCGUAAGGUUAACUUCAUGGCCGGAGAUAACUUCAAUGCCAGGGACUCCUCGCCUGACCACGUCCAAGGAAAGUGGUACUCGGUGCCGGAGCUCCGCCUCCGCAACCAUCGCUUCACUGUGCCCCUUGACCACUCCCUCGAUCAUCGCGCUUCACCUAAAAUCUCUGUCUUCGCUCGCGAAGUCGUUUCAGUUGGGAAAGAAGAUCAGCCUCUCCCAUACCUAUUAUAUUUACAAGGUGGACCUGGAUUUGAGUGUCCUCGACCGACCGAAGCUAGUGGAUGGAUACAAAAAGCUUGUGAGGAAUUUCGUGUCAUAUUGAUGGAUCAGCGAGGAACAGGCUUAUCGACUCCUUUGACAGCAUCAUCUAUGUCACAAUUUAAGUCUGCAGAGGAUUUGGCAGACUACAUGAAACAUUUCCGAGCCGACAACAUAGUGAAUGACGCUGAGUUUAUUCGAGUGCGCCUUGUUCCUGAUGCUUCGCCUUGGACAGUCUUGGGUCAGAGUUAUGGUGGUUUUUGUGCGGUUACCUAUCUGAGUUUCGCACCACAGGGACUGAAACAAGUCCUUCUAACUGGAGGAAUCCCUCCAAUUGGAGAUGGAUGCACAGCUGAUACCGUGUAUAGAGUGUGCUUUGAACAGAUUAUACUUCAGAAUGAGAAGUACUACAAGAGAUAUCCAGGGGAUGUUGAAGUUGUUCGUGAAGUUGUUAACUAUUUAACGGAGUCUGAGGGAGGCGGGGUGCUUCUUCCGUCUGGGGGCAUCUUAACUCCAAGGGGACUGCAAGCUCUUGGUCUCUCUGGCUUAGGAACUUCUACUGGUUUUGAGCGGUUGCACUAUAUGUUUGAGGGAGUCUGGGAUCCUGUAAUAGUUCCAGGAGCACCAAAGCAGAUCAGUUACUACUUUUUGAAUGCUUUUGAGAAGUGGUUAGCUUUCGAUACUAAUCCACUCUAUGCGCUUAUGCACGAGUCUAUCUACUGUCAGGGUGCUUCAUCAAAGUGGGCUGCUCGCAGAAUAAGGAGUGAAUAUGAGGAGAAAUUUGAUGCAAUCAAGGCUGCUAGAGGUUCCCCUGUACUUUUCACAGGAGAGAUGAUCUUCCCAUGGAUGUUUGAUGAGAUUCAUGCUCUGAGGAAAUUCAAAGAUGUUGCUCAUAUCUUGGCUGAGAAGAAGGAUUGGGGUCCACUCUAUGACACUACUACGCUGAGCAAUAAUAAGGUACCUGUUGCGGCUGCUGUUUAUUAUGAUGAUAUGUUUGUCAACUUCAAGCUGGUCAUGGAAACAGCUCCUCAGAUAGCAGGGAUUAGGCUGUGGAUUACCAACGAGUUCAUGCAUUCUGGUCUACGCGAUGCAGGGGGCCAGGUUUUCGAGCACUUGAUGGGAUUGUUAAAUGGAAAGAAGCCUUUGUUCUAAGGAAAAUCUCCUCUUCCAUUCCUGUGUGGUUUUUUCUUGGAGUUUACUGUGUUCCCUGUUUCACUUAAUAAGUUAGAACUUAGAAUAGAACAUUCCAAUUGUUGGACCAAAAU